UCUGCUGAAUGUAACCAUUGGAAUAUGUUGAAGUAUGCAAUGCGAACAAACUUGAACUGACUUGAAAGUGCCGAGUGCAAAAAGUGCAAACAAUGCGAACAGAUCUCUUGUAUCGAUAUGACAGGUUUCGUAACCUCAACUAGCAAACUUCUACAAUCAAUAUUUCAAUUUGCAAGACAGAACGACGCUUUUUUCCGUCAAAUUCGUUCGUUUCGCGUCGAAUAAAUAUAGUUUCAUUGAUUUUCGAGCCGUCGUCGCUAAACUGAAUAAUUACCUUAAAUGUGGAAUUAAUACAUCUCUUUUCUCAUUUACUUGAUGUUUAAUAUUUAAAAAAUGUUGCACGAAAUUUUAUUGUCACUUUGGGGAUGUUCAACCAACGUAUCGCAGAUAAUAGAAACAGAUUUCAUAGAUCUUGACAAGUAUUUACAUCCUGGAGAACAGGCGCUACUUAAUAAAAUAUUAGAUUUUGUAAAGAAGUGUAACAUCAUACGAAAUUUUAUAUACAGCAAAAAUACAAAAGAAUCUGUAACUCCUGGUCUUUAUAUACAUGCUCUUUUCGAUGGAAUGGAUCAAGCACUAGAGCCAUUUCGUAAAGAAAUAAUUGAAUUGGAGAAUACAGUCUUAAACGACAAUCAUACUCCGCUGUCAUUAAUUCUAUGUAGUGUUGAAAAAUACACUUGUCUAUUUUCCGUAUUACAUUCUAUCAUUCGUGAGAUUCGUACACAGAAAUUCCAUGGUUGUAAAUUGUUGCAAUGCUUACAUCAGCGUAUGCAUACCGGCAUACCCGAGAUCAACGUCACUCUAGAAUUAAUGGUCCAUUCUGUUCAUAUUGUUUUUUACAAGCAUUUAACAAGCUGGCUCUUAUAUGGGCAUCUAGAAGAUCCUCACAGGGAAUUUUUUAUACAAAAAAUACCGGAUUGCGAGAAAGCUUUGAUGCAUGAGGAUAGGAAGAAUAACAUUGAUGCACGUGAAUCAAUACAUGAUAAAAAGAUUGAUGUUGAUAUGUGGGACUACAAUGUACAGAUGGACAUGCUUCCAUCUUACAUCAAGCCAUCGUUGGCAAAUAAAAUCUUGACCAUCGGUCAGACAGUCAUUAUGUUCGGAAACGAUCCCAGACAGAAAAAAGAUUUCAGCAUGAUACCCAAAACAGAAAAUUCUGUAUGGGGCGACAAAGAGUAUAAGUACUUUAGGAAACUUCAGAAUCUCCAGGCAAAGUCAGUUUUCAACAUUGUUGAGUUCGAUCGCACGAUCAAUGAAUUGAAACAGUGCGUAACCGAACUUUUGUGGCAUGUUGCCGUUGAAGAGGCGCAACUGAUGCAACAACUCAGGCUGGUAAAAGAGUUCUUCCUGAUGGGACGCGGUGAUCUUUUCUUAGAAUUAAUCAAGCUCACAACGCACAUUCUGAAUAAGGCGCCAACAAGUCAUACAUCCAGAGACAUUAAUCUUGCGUUUCAAAUGGCACUGAGAAAGAUACAUCUAAACGAUGAAAGUGCUAUCGACAGCUUUAAUUUCGUGGUGCCUGCACUACCUUCUGAGAACGAGGACGCCAACACGGAUGACACUGAUCUCUUUGAUAAUGAAAAGCAAGAUCCUAAUGAGAAACGCGGAUGGGGCAUGAUCACAUUGAAAUACAAAGUUGUCUGGCCGCUGCAUCUGUUGUUUAAUCCGGUAGCGUUAAACGAUUAUAAUACAUUGUUUCGCUUCCUGUUGAGAGUUAAAAAGACUCAGAUAGAGUUGUGGAAUCUCUGGAGUGAACACAUGCAUCACAAAAACUUUGACAUCGGCGUGAUCCAAUUAAGAAAUAAUUUGAUUUUUAUCGUCGAUAACUUGCAGUAUUAUUUACAAGUGGAUGUGGUGGAAAGUCAAUAUGCUAUAAUGGAAGCGAAUAUGAAAAACACACGAAAUUUUGAAGAUAUACAAAAGGCACAUUCGAUAUUUCUGGCUAACGUUAUGUCGCAAACUUUUUUGCUAGGCAGCGGAACAGGAAAAAAAAAUCCCGUGAACAAGCUGAUACACCUUUUACUACGACUGUGCGACGAUUUCAUCUUACAAGCAUCCAUGUGGGAAGUUGGUAAUUUGCUCUUAACGGAAAAAGAAGAACUCAAAACAUUAUGCGAAACACUCGAUAGCGUAAUGGAUUGGUUGACAAAAACAUUGAAUAGAGUACGUGCGCAACCUAGUGGCGAACACUUGGCUCGAUUACUAUUGAGAUUAGAUUUCAACAGAUGGUUCAGUAAAAAGAUUUGAAGGGAUAAAAA
Messenger RNA from Acromyrmex echinatior (Panamanian leafcutter ant), 2258 nucleotides. It is a transcript of the gene Grip75, whose product is annotated as gamma-tubulin complex component 4. Gene Ontology annotation, molecular function: gamma-tubulin binding; microtubule minus-end binding. Gene Ontology annotation, cellular component: gamma-tubulin complex; spindle pole; microtubule organizing center. NCBI's taxonomy places the organism in Eukaryota, Metazoa, Arthropoda, Insecta, Hymenoptera, Formicidae. Gene Ontology annotation, biological process: cytoplasmic microtubule organization; mitotic cell cycle; spindle assembly. The record is from RefSeq and is a predicted model, not a curated record.